This is a messenger RNA of Etheostoma cragini (Arkansas darter), 2125 nucleotides long. Its product is annotated as carboxypeptidase Q-like. Lineage: Eukaryota; Metazoa; Chordata; Actinopteri; Perciformes; Percidae. The record is from RefSeq and is a predicted model, not a curated record. Gene Ontology annotation, molecular function: metallodipeptidase activity. Bases 152 to 1618 code for a protein of 488 amino acids. The transcript is spliced from 11 exons. Gene Ontology annotation, biological process: proteolysis; peptide catabolic process.
AGGCAUGCUGAUCACGAGCACGGAAACUCGUGUGUUUAUAUUCCGGGUAUUCUAUAAGAGUAGCCUACUCUCAAAACUGAAAAAAAUAAUACAUUUUUAAAAGUAUUCUAAAAUAAUAUCAACGAUAUUAAAGACUAUCUGGGCUUGAAGGAUGGCUCAGGGAGGUGGACCGCCCAUCCUCUUCUUCCUCUUCAUGUUUCUCUUCAUGCUAUCAUCUCUGUGUGACUGUCACCCUCACUCUGCUGGGUUCAUGAGGUCAAUGUCCUCAGCCAGGGCUGUACCUAGUCACACUGCAAGGAAAGUCUCAGACAUAGCUACAGAGGUAGCAGGCUAUGCUGAGGUGGCCAAACAGAUUAUUGACCUGGCUGUGUUUGGAGCUGCCCAGAACCGCUCUCACAGACGGUUGGCUGACUUCACCGACACCAUAGGGAACCGUGUCAGUGGCUCACACAACCUGGAGAUGGCUAUCAAAUACAUGUACAGUGCUAUGACAAAGGAUGGGCUGGAUGUACAUUUAGAGCCAGUCAAAAUCCCACAUUGGGUAAGAGGGAAGGAGAGUGCAGAAAUGAUUGCGCCAAGGGCCAAAAGUCUGGCUAUACUGGGACUUGGUAGCAGUGUAGGGACACCACCUGAGGGUAUCGAGGCAGAGGUGUUGGUAGUUCAGUCGUUUGAGGAACUGAAGCGUAGAGCCAGUGAAGCCACAGGGAGGAUUGUGGUUUUUAACCAACCAUUUGUCAGCUAUGGGGAGACGGUGGCUUACCGUGCUUAUGGCGCCUCUGAGGCAGCCAAAGAAGGAGCUCUGGCCACACUCAUUCGAUCUAUUACUCCUUUUUCUAUUAACAGUCCCCACACAGGUUGGCAAGACUACCAAGCUGGAGUGAAGCGCAUCCCUUCAGCCUGUAUUACUGUGGAGGAUGCUGAGCUGAUGUGGCGUAUGGCACAGAGAGGGCAGAAGAUCGUGGUCAGACUCACAAUGGGAGCCAAGACUCUGCCGGACGCUGACUCCUUCAACACUGUGGUUGAAAUAACCGGCUGGCAACACCCUGAGCAGGUUGUCUUAUUGAGCGGCCAUUUGGACAGUUGGGAUGUGGGACAAGGCGCCAUGGAUGACGGAGGUGGAGCUAUGAUUUCCUGGGAGGCCUUGUCCCUUAUCAAGGACUUAGGUUUGCGUCCGAGGAGAACACUGCGAACAGUGCUGUGGACAGCUGAGGAGCAGGGUGGAGUUGGGGCGCAGCAGUACUAUAAUCUACAUAAGGUGAACAUGUCCAACUUUGACCUGGUCAUGGAGUCGGACUUGGGGACAUUUACCCCGGUGGCUCUGCAGUUUACUGGCAGUGAUGCAGCACGAAAGGUGAUGGCAGAAGUGGUCAAACUGUUGGCUCCCAUUAAUACGACCAAACUGGAGCCACAUGGAGAAGGGACAGACAUAUCACCGUGGAUGCAGGCAGGAGUACCAGGUGCUAGCCUCCAUGUAGCAGACAAUCGAUACUUUUGGUUCCACCACAGUGAAGGUGAUACCAUGACUGUUCAGGACCCUCAAGCCAUGAAUCUCUGCUCAGCCUUGUGGGCCGUGGUGGCCUAUGUCGUAGCAGACCUGCAGGACAUGCUGCCCAGGUAGCCAGUUAGGCCUCCCCCCCCCCCCAGUGAACAGGAGGAACGGACAAUGACUAUUUACAGCUGGACUGGUUGAUUUCAAAACACACGGUCAAAUCCAACUAUUUUUUUAUGUUUUAAAAACUGUGAGUUUAUAAAUUCUAUAAAAAUUGAAUGUGAGUAGUCCAUUAUUUUUAGUCAAUAGACAAGACUAAGAACAUUAAUAUAGUGGACUUUCUCAGGUAUUGUUUGUCUUUAGGCCGUAAUAUAUAAUGUGCUGAACAUGAAAAUUUGCAACAACAGUGUGUUUAAAUAACUAUAAGUUAAGUGUCUUUAGAAAUUAAGGAGCUGUUCAAAUUUCCAAUGUUUCAAGUGUUAAAGAGAAGAACAACCUUUUCUUUAAAGGACGCAGGUUUAUGUGUUUUUAUUUUAUAAAUAAUAGGAAAGAUUACUCCUAAUGCACAUUUACAAUGUUUGAGAUUUUACACUGCAAAAUGAUCAAUAAAGUAUUAAUCAUUGCUUUACCCCUUCA